This is a messenger RNA of Aspergillus steynii IBT 23096, 1113 nucleotides long. RefSeq lists its product as uncharacterized. The record is from RefSeq and is a predicted model, not a curated record. NCBI's taxonomy places the organism in Eukaryota, Fungi, Ascomycota, Eurotiomycetes, Eurotiales, Aspergillaceae. Bases 1 to 1113 code for a protein of 370 amino acids. The transcript has a single exon.
AUGACUGACAUCACGAAAUUCGAGCAAUUCGGCAUAAACACUUUCUAUAAUGAUAUCCCAAUACUUGAUAAUGCCAAUGACUGGUUUAAGUGGAACCAGAAAGUCAAUGGGUUCAUUCGAAUAUCCGCUGUUGCCGACGAUGGAAUGACUCCGCCGAUCGAAGAAGAUGAAGCACGACAAUGGACUCAUCGCCAGAAAUUCUACUCUGCGAUGAUCAUGGCAAAGUUGACACAUAACGCAGCGCAGAGGAUCAAUGCUUUCGAGAUUUCUCGAGUCCAUUUACUCAUUAAAGCUGUAAAGGACAACUUCAAACCAGAAGGUACUGGCACAUACGUCAAUCUCCAGCGGCGGCUUAUGUCCCUCACAAGAGAAAAGUGCGGAAGUGCCCAAGCCCUUGGAGCUGAGAUCAGGAAGAUCCAUGCUGAAAAACUCCUUCUCGACCCUGACUGCGUAACAUCCGAAAUCGAGCGUACCUACUUCUUCAUGCACGCGCUAGGAUCUGAGUACGAAAGUUUCCGUGAUCAUAUAUUUAGGCAGAUGGACCUUGUUAAUGAAAGGGACGAAAAUGGAAACAUCACCAAAGCGGCACCAACAUUCGACUACAUUGAAAACAAGGCAAUCGAGGAAGAGCAUAGAAAGGGGCAGCUGCGCAAACAACCAACAGAAGUGCAGGCACUUCCUGCUCUCGCUAUAAUCCGAGGACCAGGUGACAAGAAAGUCAUACCGUCAUCCGACGGAACGACAUGUCGAAUCGAGAUCGAUAACGUUCCAUGUUGCUCAUUCUGCCGGAAACCUUAUCACAUAGACUCUGAAUGCUUCAGCAAGAAUCCAAGACUGAAGGAUCGGAAGAAAGAAGGAAAGGGCCAAAGAUCAAAGACAGGCAACUCAAACACAGGCACACGCCAGCCGUUGAAGAGGCGGCCCUCCACGGAUGACGAAGAUGAUGAUGCGGGUGGCCCAAGGGAUCCAAAGAAGCCCACCUUCAUGGCGACUAAGGCCUCCGGAGAAGAUGUCAAUAAAGCAUUCGGAAAGGACGUUGAAGGCAACCUUAUCCUGUUCGACUAUAUUCCCUCAAUGAUGGCUACAAAAACCCUGUCGAUCCGUGACGCGUGA